CACGACUGACACCUUAACGGUCCUUAUUUGAAAGAAUCAAAGGACGAAGCAACUUCGAUUUAGAACAUUAAGGAAUUAAUAGAAUCAUGUCGGAGAUUAAAGACGAUCCGCGAGAAGUUCUUGUUCUUCUGAAUUCGUUAGGAUUUGUCGGCAUUACGGCAGCCCAAUUAAAAGCUUUUAUGAAAGAUUUAAAGAUUUACAGAAAGAUAAAGGAUCGUGAAAAACAACAACGAAGGGAAGAGAUGAAAGCAAAAAUAAUUAGUAAACAACAGACUUUAAUCAAGGAAUUUUGUGGACGUACAAACACAGAUUAUCCUUCAAAUAACAUUGCUCUCUCUGAAUCUUCAAAUUCUUUUGACAAUGAAUCACUGGUGAAAGUCAGAAUAAGAUGCAUUCCUAAGGAAAAAUAUUCUGAGGAAACAGUGACAAAAAUAGAUGAGAAACUAACAAAAUCUCACAAGGAAAAUCUCACUCAAAAAUCUGAUAGAACGCAUCCUGAACACGAUCAUGUCAAAUCUCAUCAAAUCAAACCAUCACAAAAUGAAAACAGGCAAAAUAUAUCUAGAUAUGUAGCAAAAGACAGUCAUUUGAUAAAUAAGUGUAAACAUGAUGCAAAAAUAGAGCAACAAAUAAAACCAGUGGUUUCAAUACAAGAAUCUUCAGCAAAUGAAGCUGUUUCUUCAGAUCAUGUGAUUAGACCACGAUUAAAGAGUGCUACUACUGUAUCAGAACCAAUUGGAAACAUACGCACACAAAGUGCCUCAUCUGCAAGAUCAUCUGUUUCUAAUAUUGCACAUAAGUCAUUUAUUCGACCAUGGAGGUUGCAACCAGAUGCACAGAAAAAUGUAAUGAAUAAAAAAUGUGAUCCUGUUGCUCUUUAUCAAAAAUAUCAACAGGAAUGGAAGCAGAUAUCUUUUCCUGGAGAAGCAAAGCACUCUAAAGUCAGAUGGGCUGUGCGAGAAAAGAUGCUAGGUACAGAUCCACAUCCUAUGCCACUUUCAAGGAAAUCUACAAGUAUGCCAAUAUUGAAGAAGAGAUGAUACAAAAAGAGUAAAAUAAUUUAUAAAUAUACGGAAGACUGGUUCAAUCAAGGCCAUAAUCAAACUGUUUCACUAUAUAUAUAUAUUUUUUUUUUUAAUGACUCAGUAAUGUUAAGUAAUAUUUAAAAUGUAC
Messenger RNA from Harpegnathos saltator (Jerdon's jumping ant), 1173 nucleotides. Its product is annotated as Hyls1 centriolar and ciliogenesis associated. Gene Ontology annotation, biological process: cilium assembly. The coding region runs from base 87 to 1040 and encodes 317 amino acids. The record is from RefSeq and is a predicted model, not a curated record. The transcript is spliced from 4 exons. Gene Ontology annotation, cellular component: centriole; non-motile cilium. NCBI's taxonomy places the organism in Eukaryota, Metazoa, Arthropoda, Insecta, Hymenoptera, Formicidae.